AUGGAGCUGGACGUCGAGGCGGGAAAGGUACUCAAGCUGCUAAAGCCAUUGUAUGGACUUAAACAGUCGGGUCGCUGCUGGAAUGAGACAAUGAACGAGUACAUCAUCGCCCUUGGUUUUAUCAAGUCAAGACUCGACCCGUGCAUCUACUACAAGCGCGGGAAAAGGAGCGGUUGA
Molecule: messenger RNA, 177 nt
Organism: Peronospora matthiolae
Lineage: Eukaryota; Oomycota; Peronosporomycetes; Peronosporales; Peronosporaceae
Source: the annotation of a GenBank genome assembly